Molecule: messenger RNA, 1233 nt
Organism: Dermacentor albipictus
Lineage: Eukaryota; Metazoa; Arthropoda; Arachnida; Ixodida; Ixodidae
Source: RefSeq, a predicted model, not a curated record
AUGAUAGAGAUCAUCCCUAGCCUAACGAACCGCGAAAGUAUAUUCAUCCUGAAUUUCUACAGCAGUCCCAAAGCUCCAAGACAACGCUUCAAAGCCCUAAUCACCAAGGCCACGCAACUAGCGCGCGACUCCCCUUUGAUCAUAGCUGGUGACUUCAACGCGCCGUACCACACCUGGGGCUACCCAUAUAACACUAACAAGGGGCAGGACCUCUGGCGUGAGGCUCUAAACCUAAACCUGAUGCUAGUCACGGACCCAGCGUUACCCAGCAGAUGCGGAACAUCGUCAAGCCGUGACACGACACCGGAUCUCACAUUUGUCAGUAGCAUUGCAGCGAUCAAGUGGACGAACCUCAGGGUAGAUUUUGGUAGCGACGAUUAUAUCUUGGCCACGCACCUCCAGGUCGUCCAGAAGAGACAGCGCAUGUUCCAGUACACAGACUGGGACAAAUUUCGCAAAAUUAGGGAAGAGCGAACGAAGAGUGAGGACAAGCCUAAGCUCGAACAAUGGAUUGCACAGGUUAGACACGACAUCAAAGCUACCACCAAAGAUGUUUGUACCAACCUUCCGCUGGAAAAGGUGGACAGCCGUCUGGCUCACCUGUUGGAGGCCAAGCAGUCCCUCCUCGCCAGGUGGAAAGGACAACGGCUCAACCGCAGGCUAAGAAAAAAGAUAUCGAAAAUCAACAGAACUGUAGAGAAACAUUGCAGAGCCCUCUCUAAACAGCAAUGGGACGAGGUGUGUAACUCGAUCGAUGGGCAGAUGCGCAAUGGGGGUACCUGGAACCUCCUAAAGCAUCUCCUUGACGAGACGAACACUGAAACUAACCAACGCAACACACUGGCGCGCCCGCUACACACAGCCAAGCGAGAAUAUUCGAGCAAGAAAAUUUUAUUCAAACUCGUGCAGAAGUACCUAUCAGUCGCAUCGGGCCCUACACCACCUUCCCCUGACUACGAAAGCUCCGAGAACCCUGAGCUCGACGGAGAAUUCGGGAUUGAGGAGACCAGGCAGGCGCUCCACGCACUCAACGGCAGAUCCUCUCCGGGUCCGGAGAAGAUCACAAACAAAGCUCUACGGAACCUGGACGAGAAGUACAUCGAAUACCUAACGGACAUCAUAAACCAAGCAUGGAGCAGUGGUAAAGUCCCGGAAAUGUGGAAAUCGGCCAACACCAUUCUCAUCCCCAAGCCAGGCAAGCCACCCAGCCUCGAUAACCUACGCCCGAUUUAG